Messenger RNA from Brassicogethes aeneus, 1926 nucleotides. NCBI's taxonomy places the organism in Eukaryota, Metazoa, Arthropoda, Insecta, Coleoptera, Nitidulidae. The record is from the annotation of a GenBank genome assembly.
GAGGAGAACCUUGCGGGACACCCGUGUCUAUGGGCACGUGCGGUAGUUCACAAAUGAAAUGACAUACAGAUAUUGAGGUAAAAAUGUCCAAUGUCAUGAAAAGUUUAGUAAAUAUACAAAAAACCCAACAACUAGGCUUAAUACGUUUCUUGUGCAACUAUGGAAAAGAAAUUGGAAGACCAAUUGGACAAGAUUUGUUAAUGCAAGAUUUAAAAAGUGCAGGGUCUGCUCACAAUGUUUUAGAUAUGGUGGCUAGUCAUUACAGUAUAAUGAACAGCAAACACAGCAUGCAGGCUCUAAGAACAAUAUUUGAGCUGCAAAAAAAUGAAAGAAAUGGUGUAUCAAUGAAAUCUGUGCUGAAACACCCAAAUUUUGUUAAAUUAUGUAAAAAAUUAAAAUCACAUUCAGGUCAUAUAGAAUUAAAUGAGACCAUAGAGGCUUUAAAAGUCUUAACUUUUUUGGGGGCACCAUCAGAUAGCAUUAUAAAUCAAAUAUUAUUACAACUGAUAAGGCAAAACAUAAAUUUUCUCUCUUUAAAUCACAUAAUGUUUCUUGAUUUUCUUUUGGGGCAAUACAAAAGUACCCCCCUAGUGGAUGCCCUGAAAAUAGCUUUGCCAAUGGUGUUUGAAAUAAAUUUACCUAUAAAAAUGGAAAGGAACAAUUUAACCCAACUAACAGAAUGUCUAUAUUAUGCCUCCAGAACAAAGCUAAACAAAAAUUCAGUACAAUUAAUAGUAGAUUCUCUAUGUAGAUAUAAUGAUACAUAUGACCCAAAAAAUGCAAAAAGUAUAAUAUGGUCCAUAACUGACUUACCUGAAGAUGAUUUGUUUAAGCCUCUGCUUGAAAAAGCCAUUAAUUCUUUAAGUGUAGACUUGGAAAGAAUUUCUUAUGGGGAGAUUGAUAGCACACUCUCAAGAAUGAUUCUUAAGUAUUCAGCAAAAUAUCCUUUUUAUUAUAAUGAAGUGUUUCUGGAUAGUUGUGUUAAUUACGUCAUUGAUAAUGACUUGGGCCUGGAAAAAUCACUAUGUUUCCUAAGGAAAUUCAUUAGAGUUAACCACUGGAACAAGUACUUACUCGACUAUACAUGCAAAAAAAUCAUAGAAGAUCCAAAAUUUUUCAAAUCUGAAGUUGGUAAUGUUUAUGCUUUAGUUUGUUCGAUGUGUCUAACUGAUUACAGACCAAAAGAAUGGGAAUCUGUAAAAGAAAUUAUUAAAGGAAUUAAAAAUAUGCCAAAUAAUUGCAAAAGAGACGUACUAUGGAUGAGAUUUGGUGCUGCUCUAUGUUUAUUGGAUAUUUAUAAAUUAGAUGUUCUGAGCAAAUGCCUGAAUGAAACGUAUUUGGACUCUUUAUUUAAAAAAAAAGUGUUUAUGUCGGAUAUCGAACAUUUCCUGACGAUUUGGUACAGUUUAGACCUGUAUAAGCAAGAUUUUCUUGACCUAUUGCCUGACAAAUACAACCUCAAGUUUCUCCACUCAAAAAUGUGGUAUAUUACGGAAUUUCCUCUAAAGGGCGCUUUGGAGAAAGGAGUGGGGGGUCAGGAGUACGUCCUGACGAAUGUAAAAUCCAAAAUAGGACAUCAAAUAGAUCAUGCUAUACUGUUUAGAAAAGGUGGAUUUCCUGUAGCGGUGCAAAACGAAAAUGUUGAGUUUAUUGAGGAUAUCAGUAUACCAGAGGACCAUCAAUUGGUCUGCAUAUUUUAUUUAAAGCCAAUUUGUUAUACAAUCAAUAAAAAUAUGCUUCGAGAGGGCAUUCGAUUUUCUUUAAAUUAUUUAGAACAAAAGGGUUAUCCAACUAUAAGUAUAAAUGGAGAAAAUUGGCAUGAAUUGGAAGAUUUCGAAAAAAUACCAUACAUAAUGCAAAAUAUUAAAACCAAAGUAGAAAGUGACAGUAUAUCUCAAAGUGUGAAUUGUUAAUUUUUUAAUAAAU